Messenger RNA from Suillus plorans, 1248 nucleotides. RefSeq lists its product as uncharacterized. The transcript is spliced from 5 exons. The record is from RefSeq and is a predicted model, not a curated record. Bases 1 to 1248 code for a protein of 415 amino acids. Lineage: Eukaryota; Fungi; Basidiomycota; Agaricomycetes; Boletales; Suillaceae.
AUGAUUCCCGUGGUUGUCUCCUUCCUGAUCCUUGUGGUCCUGCUCAUUGGGAUGCUCCUCUCCCUCUUGACUCCUGAGGUCCUCUGCCCAAUGUUCCUGAAUGCUUUAGUUGAGAGCUUCAUGAUCCUUGUGUGCCCAGUCGUAGUACCCGUGAAUCUUCUUAUCCCCUGCAAGAUCAUCAACAUCUCCAUCCUCAUGACUCAUUUUAUCAUUGCACCAGCAAUGCUCACAACAACCUUCCUGAACUUCGGGAUCCUCACAAUCAUAUGCAGAAUUGCAGUUGCUCAGUGGUGUACUCUGAUCACGACAGAUAUAGCCCUGCAAUGGACUAUGGGUACACAUGUGAACAUAGAUUCCCUCCACGUGGUGAUUAUGAUGAUCAUGGCUAUGGGUUUCCACAACACAACAGAGGUCAUUAUAAUGAUAGCCAGGCCUAUGGAAGAAGAUAUCAUGGUGAAGGCUCAAGUGCUCUCAAACCUUGCAGACAGUCCUCCCAACCCUCACAUACCUCUCUACCCUCACAAACGGUCCUCCCAACACUUGCAUAGGGUCCUCUUGACCUCGCAAAUGGUCCUCCCAAACCUCGCAGAUGGUCCUCUUGACCUCGCAAAUGAACAGGACAGGACAGGACAGGACAGGACAGGACAACUCAGGACAACUCAAGACAGGGCAGGACAACUCAGGACAGGACAGGACAACUCAGGACAGGACAGGACAACUCAGAACAGGACAGGACAGGACAGGAUAACUCAGGACAGGACAGGACAACUCAGAACAGGACAGGACAGGCCAGGACAGGAUAGGACAGGACAACUCAGGAUAGGGCAGGACAGGGCAGGACAGGACAGCUUAGGACAACUUAGGACAACUCAGGACAACUCAGGACAGCUUAGGACAGGACAGGACAGGACAGGACAGGACAACACAGGACAACUCAGGACAGGACAAGACAACUCAGGACAACUUAGGACAACUCAGAACAGGACAGGACAGGACAGGACAGGACAGGACAACUCAGGACAACUCAGGACAACUCAGGACAGCUUAGGACAGGACAGGACAGGACAGGACAACUCAGAACAGGACAGGACAGGACAGGACAGGACAGGACAGGACAACUCAGAACAGGACAGGACAGGACAGGACAGGACAGGACAGGACAACACAGGACAACUCAGGACAGGACGGGACAACUCAGGACAACUUAGGACAACUCAGGACAACUCAGGACAACUCAGGACAGCUUAG